CCACUGUCCCUUAGCAACAAUCCUACCAGGCAGGACGCACUGCCAACACUGGACAAAACAGGCAGCAGCCAGUGGGGCAGCCGUCUGGAGAACUCCAGGACAGACAAGGCCAGCUGCCCAGAGAGCCUGGACCUAGCAUGGACACGGUGGACGCCACCAUGGAGAAGCUCCGGGAACAGUGCUUGUCCCGAGGGGCCUCUGGCAUCCAGGGCCUGGCCAGGUUUUUCCGCCACCUGGACCGGGACAAGAGCCGAUCCCUGGAUGCGGGGGAGCUCCGGCGGGGCCUGGCUGAGCUGGGGCUGGAGCUGGACGUGGCUGAGGCAGAGGGCGUGUGCAGGCGCUGGGACAGGGACGGCAGCGGAACGCUGGACCUGGAGGAGUUCCUGAGGGCGCUGCGGCCCCCCAUGUCGCAGGCCCGGGAGGCGGUCAUUGCAGCUGCAUUUGCCAAGCUAGAUCGCAGUGGAGAUGGUGUGGUGACCGUGGAUGACCUCCGGGGGGUGUACAGCUGCCACAACCACCCCAAGGUGCGGAGCGGGGCGUGGACUGAGGAGGAGGUACUCCGCCGCUUCCUGGACAACUUCGACUCCUCCGAGAAGGACGGGCAGGUAGGGGCCCACGGGGUGCUCCCACCUCCUCCUGCCCUGGCUCUCCACACCUGCUCAGAGGCUGUCUGCCCCCAGGUCACCCUGGCCGAGUUCCAGGACUACUACUGUGGUGUGAGUGCCUCCGUGGACACGGAUGAAGAAUUUGUGGGGAUGAUGACCAGCGCCUGGCGACUGUGAGCGGUGCACACUCAGCUGGCACCGCUGUCGCACAGGACCCCCACCACAGCACCCCCGAGUGUCCAGCUGGGCAGCCGCAGGGGCGGGGGCUGGGAGGGCUGGGGCCACGGAACUGGCUGGACCAGGUCUCAGAGAUCCUUGCUUGGUCACCAGGCCUAAGUGGAACAAAGGCCCCUGGGCUUCCUGAGGCCACAGCAGAUGCCCUCCCCCCUCAACCUCUGUUCUGCGGUGAUUGCCCGGCCCUGUUGGCACCCCAUCCCCCGCUCCUCCCGUGUGGUCCUGGGAGGCCAGGAGGCCCCUGCCAGGGUGUGUGCGUGUGGUGGGGGGUGAGAAGCAAAUGGCUCUUCUGUGAAGCCAGGCUCUGCACAGCUCAGUGGCAGGUCUCGGAACGCAGCUGAGCUUGGGGGCCUGUCCGGGUGUGGAGUGUGGGGCAGGGGCCCAGGGCAGCCGGCAGGUCAGGCUGCUUGAGGGGCCUUGCCUGGGAGGCAGAGGCCGUGCCUGGCCAGGCCCGCCAGCUUCCUGAUGCCCCUGGGGCACACAGGAGGCCAGGGUAUUUAAUUAAAAGAUUUAAUGUAGUUCCCAAAUACAUUUCAUGUGACAAUCUUACAUAAAUGUU
Molecule: messenger RNA, 1398 nt
Organism: Pteronotus mesoamericanus
Lineage: Eukaryota; Metazoa; Chordata; Mammalia; Chiroptera; Mormoopidae
Gene: CAPS
Product: calcyphosine
Exons: 4
Coding region: 138-782 (214 amino acids)
Cellular component (GO): vesicle
Molecular function (GO): calcium ion binding
Source: RefSeq, a predicted model, not a curated record